Molecule: messenger RNA, 990 nt
Organism: Brettanomyces nanus
Lineage: Eukaryota; Fungi; Ascomycota; Pichiomycetes; Pichiales; Pichiaceae
Exons: 2
Coding region: 1-990 (329 amino acids)
Biological process (GO): protein deubiquitination
Molecular function (GO): cysteine-type deubiquitinase activity
Source: RefSeq, a predicted model, not a curated record
AUGAAGGAAAUCGUUAUCAGGCACAGGAAAGAGCAAAAGGACCUUGUAUCCAGGGCUACCGGAAUGAAGAAGCAGGCCAAUAAAAAAACACGAAAACGUGUACUCAAGCAGAUCAGGGAAUUAGAAGAAGAGAUGAAAGAAAGACACACCCAAGAAUUAAUUAAAGUUGAAGGAGGAAAUGAUUUUGAAGAAGACAACGUUGAUGUAAAGAUUACCCCGGAAAUGCUUUUGGCACAACUAGAGAUUGAGGAGAAAAAGAAAAGUGAAGAACAAGCGGAAGCAGAAAAAUCCAAUGAUGAUACCACUACACCUACACCCCGUUCUCAUCGUAAUAGACAGAGAGAAAGAAUUGCAAGACGAAAUGCUGAAUUGAAGGAAAAGCAAGAACAGGCAAGAUUAGAGGCUGAAAGGAUGCCCAAUCCACGUGAUAUAGAGCUGAAAAACAUUUCAGAUCUAUGUCGGGUUAACCAUCUACAGCCAUUCGAGAUCACUCCUGACGGACAUUGUCUUUUUGCAUCUAUUGCCGACCAAUUAAUGUUGAGACAUGAGAUUGAAAUGAGUGUACAAGAACUGCGAACAAAGGCGGCAGAGUAUAUCAGAUCUAAUCCGGACACAUUUACCUCAUUCCUAUUUGAUGAAAAGACCAUGAGAGUUAGGGACAUCAGCGACUACACAAGGGAGUUAGAGACUACAGCUAUGUGGGGAGGGGACCUAGAGAUUUUAGCGCUUUCUAAGGUGUUUGAUUGUCCAAUUAGUGUGAUGAUGGGUGGUAGAGAGCCAUUGAAAAUGAAUGAGGAUGGACAGCAGCCAGAAUUGAAGAUUGUCUAUUAUCAGCACACUUUUGGUCUUGGAGAGCAUUAUAACUCGUUAAGGGAUGAAUCAAAGUCGGAGUUGAAGCCAGAGCCGAACACAGAAUGGAAAUCAGUAUCGAAAACGGAUUCGAAGUCUGAGGGAACCUAUGAAGCAGUGGAUAGUCAAGUAGUUGAUUAG